UUUUCCUUGUAUUUCUUCGGUAUUUGCGGAACGAAAAACGAAAAACUACAUUACCCACAAGCCACAGAUCAACCCACUUCCGGUCCAAGAGUUUGUAAACAAUGAAAGGAGAUAUGGAGUCGACGAGAGGUCUUACCUAAAAAUAUUGUCCUGUACAAGCCAUAAUACGCGCAUAUUAUAUGUCAUGCACGCCGUGCACACCCGUAAGGGUUAAACCAACCGGGGCGUAUCGGUUUUCGAGGAUUGCCGCUCUUUUACGCGUGCUUUUUGCCUGAGCGAAAAUCGGACAGCUGGCUAGCGACGCGUUUGUUUUUCUAGAUACUAGACGGGCGUCAGACACAACGGGCUGCAGAAAGGACGGUCCCUGAACACAACCGAGGACUGGCGAGUCUUUCAAGGGCCACCUAGACGUGAUUUUGUCGUGCGGUGCGGGAUCAGCUCAAUGGGGAACUGUCUGUCUUCUCAAGGCGCUGAUGAUCUGUCCCUGCUCAACGAGUCCGAGGGGGCGAGUCUGCCGGGAGAGCCUCCGCCACCCUACCAGGAGCGGGUGCAGGUGCCGGUGUACCAUCCCACACCCAGUCAGACGCGGCUGGCCACUCAGCUGACGGAGGAGGAGCAGGUCCGUAUCGCUCAGCGCAUCGGCCUCAUCCAACACCUGCCCCGUGGGAUCUUCGAUCCGGGCUCGGAGCCGUCCGACAAGAAGAUCAAAGAGUGUGUGAUCUGCAUGAUGGACUUUGAGUACGGCGACCCGAUCCGGUUCCUGCCCUGCAUGCACAUCUAUCAUGUGGACUGCAUUGACGCCUGGCUCAUGCGCUCCUUCACUUGCCCUUCCUGUAUGGAGCCCGUGGACGCUGCGCUGCUGUCUUCCUACGAGACGAACUGAGAGUGCCUGCGGAAAAACCCAGAGACCUGCCAAUGAGUCUGCCAAGAGCCCUGAAACACUUGGGACAGUAGAUUGAACAAAUGAAGGUGGUGUGUGUGUGUGUGUGUGUGUGUGUGUGUGUGUGUGUGUGUGUGUGUGUGUGUGUGUGUGUGUGUGUGUGUGUGUGCGUGUGCAGAGACUGUAAAAAUGUCCAGUGCUGAACUUAAAAGGCCCUGGAAGGAUGUUUAAAACCUCUCACUUGCAUGUCAAAGCGUUUUUCGAAUACAUAUACAUGUGAUUGAUGUAAAAGUGAAGUUCGGCAAGGUGGAAAAAAUUCUCUAAUGAAGAUAGAGCGUUUCAAAAGCCUGAUUCGAAUCGGUAAAAUAGAGUUAAUAAAUUAUUGAACUUUUUUCCUUUAUUGUUCUAACCAAAUUCAUGAAAUGUGCAAUAUAUGCGAGAGGGACUCGUGUCCUUCUGAUUGGACGUGGAACCCGCCCGUCGCCGAAAUUCCACCAAUGAGAUCGCCCUUUCCGAAUUCAACAAGUCUAGGGGGGCGGGGUUUCAUUCCUGCAGGCUCUGAAUGUGCCUUUUUGGGCUCACGGUUAGAAUGCUGAGAAACCGAAUUUACAAGAAAACACGUGCCAUGAUAACGUCUAAGCUCGUGAUGCACUAACUGGCGUUUGAGGUCGUAGUUUCGCUUUUUUUUUUCUCCAGUCUCUCUCCUCGAUCACUACAUUAACUGCUUAAUGCGUCGUGGUAUGUCAUUUCGUGUUUAAUCGUAAUGGGGUUGGGGAUGAGGUCGUUUAGUGGUAGUUUUGCCUCGUCAGCUGCUGUUUACCAGGUUCUGGGAUGUAAGUUGCCUUUUUACACUGGUCAUCUUUCCCCUAAAUGCUUGUUUUUGGUGUUACAUGUUCGUCCCCACUUAGCUUUGCCUUGUCUGUUUGGAUAGAACCGCGGGGACCGUCUUCAGCAGUUUUAUUUCUUUACUUCGGAAGAGAACAAUAAUGAUACAGUCACCAAACUUUGUGCACCUUUCAAAUGUUGCCGACUUAAAGUCAGCCUUUACAGUGGAAGCUUUAAAGUUAAAAAAUGAAAUGGAAAAAAAGCAGUACAUGCUGCGGUUUUGAUACUGUUCAUAAUGUCUUUGAGUCUUUUCUGUAUGUUAGCUGAAUAUAUGAUCUUAUACCUGUCACGGUUUAAACUGCUUGUGCAAAAAGGAAGAUUUUCACCUUUGUUUGCUCAGUUGUAGUGCUGGAUUAUUCACGCUAAUCGGACUGAACUGUGUUAAGAGCCCCACGUUUAGCCUGAAGCUAUAUUCAUAAAAUAUUUCAUCCUGCUCAGGCUUCCCUCUGUAUCUCUGUACUGAACCAUUGUGACUUAAAAUGUGAUUGAACACCGAGAACAGUGUCUGAAAAUCUCGAAAUCAACCUGUUAUUACGCUUAGAUAUCAUAUUGGAUGAAUUACUUUUCUGUUAAUGAUUUAAAAUUGAAAUGUAGCUCUAGCACAGCACAAAUGUAAAAAAAAAUAAAUGUAAUAAUUCUGUGAAGUACAAUCAUCACAACAUUAUAUUUAGUUUCGAAAUAAAAUUAAUUCUUUUUUUUUAAAGAGUUGUUGGUGCCAUAUAAGUGUACGUUUGCCAACAAAAACAUUAGCAGGUAUACUAUAAAAAUGAUGUGUUUGGUUUAUGUGCAAUAAUGGCACAAGAAUAGUAUUAUAAUACAAUAAAGGUUGCCAAAUUCUUCCAUA
Messenger RNA from Puntigrus tetrazona (Sumatra barb), 2609 nucleotides. RefSeq names its product ring finger protein 11a (gene rnf11a). NCBI's taxonomy places the organism in Eukaryota, Metazoa, Chordata, Actinopteri, Cypriniformes, Cyprinidae. The transcript has 3 exons. The record is from RefSeq and is a predicted model, not a curated record. Bases 443 to 883 code for a protein of 146 amino acids.